ACAGCGGCAGAACCAACUGGGUUUCACAUCAAGAACCGGUCGUCCGGGGAACCCCAGUCCAAAGACCGAGGUCCCUAAAGCCGGUGAUCCUGCCCCCAUGGCAGAUAACUGUCCCGCAGAUCAGGAAGAGGGAGGGGUCCAAGGAAAGAGACUGGCGCCGGGAAGCCCAAGGCUGAGAACCGGGAGAGCUGCUGAUUGGGGGUGCUGUCCAGAGAUCGCCCAGCGGGACCCACAGGGAAGCGGACGGGCGCGCGGAGGGGCGCGGGUCUGCGGGGACCAGCGCAGCAAGUGGGAUGUGGGAAGCGCGGCGGAAACUCGGGUGAGAGGCGCGCGCGGAGGCCGAGCGCAAGUGAGUGGGUUCCGUGAGGUGACAGCGAGCGUCGCUUUCCCCACCCGACCCACUCGCCUGGGCCCGCCGCUCCCAGCCGCACGUCCCGAUUCUGGCUUCUAAUAGCGGCUCACACCAAGGAUCUUUGGCGCCUUGUUUUGUUUGCCGGUCACUGUACCACUUUCUAGGUAUCCGCCCCGGAAGUGAUGUCACCGGGCGCAAACGGGGCCGCCAGGGGGGUCACCAUAUUUUUAAAGGGAACGUAGAGUUUCCCGCAGCUUCUGAUGGUGCUCUUGGCGCCAUGUUGCUUCUGGGCAGAAGUAGCGCAUUUAGGGCUCCGCCUCUUUAAAGGAACAGAGAGGUUUGCAACCUUGGGACUACAUUUGGGGUCGCUGGAGAUUUGACAAAACAGCGCAGUUCUUCGCUGAAGCAGACCUGUGUGGGACACAAGUCCCUGGCUUGGAGCCAUUUUCAGGCCUAGGCUGUCUGCCCUUCUCCUCUACCCCUGGAGGGGAAGUCUGCAGCGCCUGUGGACCUGGGAGGCAUGCUCAGGAGCAUAGCAGCCAUCUCAACACCCCUGGUGUGGCCGCUCUGGGAAAGGAAGGCUGGAGCCUCGCUCACCCUCGCCCGGUGUUCGCACCAGACUCUCAUCAUGGCCAAACAACUGCAGGCUCGAAGGCUGAAUGGAAUCGAUCACAACCCCUGGGUGGAGUUUGUCAGACUGGCCAAAGAAUAUGAUGUCGUGAACUUGGGCCAGGGCUUCCCCGACUUCUCACCUCCGGACUUUGCUGUGCAAGCUUUCCAACAGGCCACCAGUGGGGACUUCAUGCUCAAUCAGUACACCAUGGCAUUUGGUUACCCACCGCUGACAAAGAUCCUGGCAAGUUUCUUUGGCAAGCUGCUAGGACAGGAGCUGGACCCACUCAAGAACGUGCUGGUGACAGUGGGUGCCUAUGGGGCUUUGUUCACAGCCUUCCAGGCCCUGGUGGACGAAGGAGAUGAGGUCAUCAUCAUCGAGCCUGCCUUUGAUUGUUAUGAACCCAUGACUCUGAUGGCUGGAGGUCGGCCUGUGUUUGUGUCCCUGAAGCCGAGCCCUGUUGCUAAGGGACAAUUGGAAUCCAGCAAUGACUGGCAACUGGACCCUGCAGAACUGGCCAGCAAGUUCACACCUCGUACCAAGGCCCUGGUCCUCAACACACCCAACAACCCUCUGGGAAAGGUGUUCUCUAAGAAGGAGCUGGAGCUGGUGGCUGACCUGUGCCAGCAGCAUGACGUCCUGUGCAUCUCUGACGAGGUCUACCAGUGGCUGGUCUAUGAUGGGCACCAGCACGUCAGCAUCGCCAGCCUCCCUGGCAUGUGGGAGCGGACCCUGACCAUUGGCAGUGCAGGCAAAAGCUUCAGUGCCACCGGCUGGAAGGUGGGCUGGGUCAUGGGUCCAGAUCGGAUCCUGAAGCACCUGCGGACUGUGCAUCAGAACUCUAUCUUCCACUGUCCCACCCAGGCCCAGGCCGCAGUAGCCCAGUGCUUUGAACGGGAGCAGCAGCACUUUGGACAACCCGGCAGUUACUUCUUGCAGCUCCCACAGGCCAUGAAGCUAAACAGAGACCACAUGAUCCGCAGCCUGCAGUCAGUGGGCCUCCAGCCCUUGAUCCCCCUGGGCAGCUACUUCCUCAUUGCAGACAUCUCGAACUUCAAGAGCAAGAUGCCCGACCUGCCCGGUGCUGAGGAUGAGCCCUACGACAGACGCUUUGCCAAGUGGAUGAUCAAAAACAAGGGCCUGGUGGCCAUCCCUGUCUCCAUCUUCUUCAGUCAACCUCACCAGAAGGACUUUGACCACUACAUCCGCUUCUGUUUUGUGAAGGAUGAGGCCACGCUCCAGGCCAUGGACGAGAGGCUGCAGAAGUGGAAAAAGGAGCUCCAGCCCUGAGGCUCCUCAGCUGGGCUCCGUCACAGGGAAGCCCUAGAGGGCCCAGCUCUGUGACUGGACAUACUUCCUGGAAAGGGGCCAUCGACUUGGGGGUUUCAGCAAUCUUUUCUCACAGUAUCUGGACUGCUUUCUUGAGUUGGGCCAUAUUCUGCUCCUCUGUAGGUUAUUUUAGGGUCGUGGUUAUUUCUGGCCUCCCUGCCUGGGAUAGUAAAGGAUGGAGUAUCAGGUUGGAGCCCCAGCCUUAACUUAGCCCUGCCCAGGGGCUCUCCAGCUCUUCUCAUGUGACUUCAAGAUAUUGUUUCUGACUUGAUUGUUUUUGUUCCUAAUAAAGUUGUAAGUUAUUAGAGCCCUCAA
Myodes glareolus (Bank vole) is the source of this 2609-nucleotide messenger RNA. RefSeq names its product kynurenine aminotransferase 1 (gene Kyat1). The record is from RefSeq and is a predicted model, not a curated record. Lineage: Eukaryota; Metazoa; Chordata; Mammalia; Rodentia; Cricetidae. Gene Ontology annotation, biological process: biosynthetic process. Gene Ontology annotation, cellular component: mitochondrion; cytoplasm. Gene Ontology annotation, molecular function: L-kynurenine:2-oxoglutarate transaminase activity; pyridoxal phosphate binding.